AUGACGAAGUUGGAGGAUAUGUAUUUGUCUCCGACGGAGCAGGAGAAGGUUUUGGAUGAGGCAGUCCGGUUAGUUAAGACGGAAGCAUUUGAGAUGAAAAGGUGUUUGGACAAAGGUUUACUAAAAGAUGCUUUACAUCACGCUACUCAAAUGUUAAACGAGUUAAGGACAGGGGCCUUGACUCCGAAAUACUACUACCGACUGUAUGUUGACGCAACGAACGAGCUGCAGCAUUUGGAAACUCAUUUAACCGAGGAGUACGAAAGAGGGAAGAAAAUUGCUGAGUUAUAUGAGCUGGUACAACAUGCUCCAAACAUAAUACCGAGAUUGUAUCUCUUAGUGACAGUUGGAGUAGUAUAUAUUAAAGCUGAAGGUGGUAGCCCGCGAGAGAUAUUAAAAGAUUUGGUUGAGAUGUGCUGUGGAGUUCAACAUCCGCUUCGGGGUUUAUUCCUUAGAAAUUAUCUUUUACAGUGUACAAGAAACCUUCUCCCUGACCUUCCUGAAGACACAGCAGAGGAUGACAAAGGAAGUGUUACUGACGCCAUUGAAUUUAUCAUGUUUAAUUUCCGCGAAAUGAAUAAACUCUGGGUGAGAAUGCAGCAUCAGGGGCCAAGUAAAGAAAAAGAUAAAAGGGAACGGGAACGAAGGGAACUGAGGAUUUUGGUGGGAACUAAUCUCGUGCGCAUGUCACAGUUAGAACAUUUACACAUUGACAUGUAUCGGAAGACUGUGUUGCCUGGGAUUCUCGAGCAAUCUGUGUCUUGUAAUGACCCAAUUUCGCAAGAGUAUUUAAUGGAGUGUGUUAUACAAGUUUUUCCAAAUGAGUACCACCUAGCAACGCUGCAUGAAUUUUUAAAUGCUUGUUCAGAAUUGCACCAAGGAGUUCAGAUUAAAAAUGUACUUAUUGCGCUUAUCGACCGUCUAGCUAUUUAUACAACUUCAGAAGGGGGUAAGAUACCUGACGACUUACCUCUAUUUGAUAUAUUUUCGAAACAGGCUGGAUCAGUUAUUGAAAGCCGCCAGGAUAUGCCUCCAGAGGAUAUCGCUGCCUUGCAGAUGGCUCUUGUAAAUUUUGCACUAAAAUGUUACCCUGACAAAGCUGAUUACGCAAACACUUUCCUCAUAAUGAACCUAAUCCCUGUUGACGAAUAUGAUGACGUUGUCAGGCUGCUGCAGUUGGAUCACUACAGUUCGGUUAUAAGUUUGCUUAAUUACAAGGGAAGGACUCAAGCUACUUCCUAUGUUCUUCAGAACAUGAUUGAAAAUGACAGUAUACUGGCCACAACGGAAGUCUUAGAAGGCUUUUUGGCCGUUGCGGAACCACUCCUUGUAGAUCAAGAUGACCAACCUGAAAACCUAGAGAAAAAUGAAGACUUUGCGGAAGAGCAAACACUGUUGCUUAAAACGGCCCGCAAGCAAUUCGGCAGUGGUGGUUGCUCUCGCAUUAAGUUUACUCUUCCCCCGCUCGUCUUUGCAGUAUAUCAGUUGGCUCUUCGUUUCGCUGACGAGAAUCGAGAUGAUGAAAAGUUUGACGAGAAACUAUACAAAAUGUUUGUCUUCUGCAUGCAUACUAUUACUGCUCUAGUUACGUCAGCAAAGCUUGCUGAACUUCCGAUUAGGCUCUACUUGCAGGGGGCUUUGGUUGCAGGGGGUAUCAACUUUGCAGGUAGAGGGGAUAUAGCGUAUGAAUACGUUUCAAAGGCAUUUUCAUUGUACGAAGAAGAAUUGUCAGACAGUCGCGCACAGUUUGCGGCAAUUUCCUUGUUAAUAGGUACUAUGGAGAAACUGCACUGUUUUACUGAAGAAAAUCAUGAGCCUUUAAGAAUGCAAUGUGCGCACGCUUCCGCUAAGCUUUUUAAGAAGCCCGAUCAAUGUCGUGCCGUUUGUUCUGUUGCUCAUUUGUUUUGGAGCGGCCAAUCAAUAGAGUCGAAGGGGCCCAUGAAAGACGGCACUCAGGUUGUCAGUUGCCUUAAAAAGGCGUUAAAGGUUGCGCUACAGUGUUUGGAUCAAGUUGUGCAAGUUCAGUUGUAUAUUCACGUCUUGAACCACUGUCUCUAUUUCUUUGAAGAUAAUUGCGAAAAGGUUUCUGUCAGCCUGCUGAAUCAAAUAAUUGGCAAAAUACGAGAUGCAAUAAUGAAGCUCGAACCUUCUUCAGAUAACGAGCAAGUAACGACUUACUUUGAUGUAAGUAAUCUUAGUAAAAUUAAUUAUACUAGAAGAGUAAUUGUCAUUGCGAACGCGGCGAUAUUGGAGCUUACUUGCGAAAAAAAGUGGCUGCCUUCUUGUUGCAUGCUACUUUAUUUCGAGUUUCAUUUCAAGUGUCUGCUUCUCGAAAUUUACCUAUAUUUGUGUAAAAGUUGGUGGGAAGCUAUGUGUAGCUUUGAUGGAAGAACGCUAGGGAGGUACUUUUUCUGCUACACAAGGUACCUUCCAGAUGCAGAGGAAGAAAGCUAGAU
Messenger RNA from Enterobius vermicularis (human pinworm), 2456 nucleotides. Lineage: Eukaryota; Metazoa; Nematoda; Chromadorea; Rhabditida; Oxyuridae. The record is from the annotation of a GenBank genome assembly.